CCAAACCAAAAACAGAAUAGUUAUGCUUCUUUCUCAUACAAACUCUGUUUUUAUUCCAUCAAUGGAAAUUGAACCCGUCAAAUCAUUUUCUCUACUCAUCAAAACAUUUUCAAACCCCAUUUUACAGCAGAAAUUACCCAGAAACAUUUCCCCUUAACCUAAACCCAAAAGCCGAAAACUUUCUCAGGGAAAAAAGAAAAAAGAAAAACUCCCAAUUUCUUGAGCUUUGAUGGAGAAUCCAGAAGACUUUAUGGUUGAAGAGAGAGAAGAGUACAUGAUUUCACCAACUGGUGGAAACCCAUUUCUCAAAAUAGCCUGUUUUCUAAAACCCACUUCGUCAUCCUCCAUAAAUGAACCUCCUUUGAAGCUCUCUCAUUGUUUCUCCUCCCUCCGAUCACAUUCUGGGCCAAACAAAUGGCCUUUGAAGGUUCAAUUUCGCGGAUGGCCGCCAGGCCGAGAAGAUUGGAAAACUUGGGUUGGUCAAAUGGCUUCUGUUCACCAACCCACAUGGGAGAAAGCUGGUAUAUACGAAGCAAUCAUUAACUCAACGUACCAUAUAAGAAGAGAGAACGAUUUGGUUUAUGGGUUCGCUGAGAAAUGGUGUUCUGAGACCAAUACUUUCAUUUUUCCAUGGGGUGAAGCAACCAUCACCUUGGAGGAUGUUAUGGUUUUAGGGGGUUAUUCUGUUUUGGGAGACUCUGUUUUGAGCCCUCUUGAAAUCCCACGACUGAAACAAAUUCAAAACAAACUACUUGAAUUGCGAAGAGAGAUUUGCAAGAGUGCUGGGUUAAAAGACGUUUCCACAGACUUAUGGCAGAAGAAGUUCAUGAACAGUGGUAUUGAAUUCGAGCACGAAGCAUUUCUUGUCUUUUGGUUGUCCAGGUAUGUUUUUCUUGGUGCUAGUUAUAUGAUACAUACCGGAGUUUUCUCCAUUGCAAUUCAUUUAGCUAUGGGGACCAGAAUUGCCCUUGCGCCUGCUGUUCUGGCGAGUGUUUAUAGAGAUUUGGGUUUGUUGAAAGGGAAAAUUGUAGCUUCAAACCAGUUGAAAAUAGAUGAUGCUUUUAUAGAACUCGUCCUUAAGUCACCAUUUCAAUUAGUUCAGGUUUGGGCAUGGGAGAGAUUCUUGGAACUUAGGCCAAAGCCCAAUGGUAUCAAUUAUGCAGAGCCAAGAAUGGCUAGAUGGGAUAAAGUAAACGGCCCGAAAGUUCAAAACUUGAGGAUGGUUAUAGACAAAGCUGGAGGAGAUUUCAAGUGGCGCCCUUAUGCCUUGGCCAUUGAGAACUGGAAUUUGCCUAAAUGCUAUCCACACAGGGAAAAGUGGGUUUGUGUUGGUCCUGAAUUGGAUGAUGAGUUACUGUCAUUUGUUAGAUGCGUGUGGGUCAGUGAGCUAGUUGGACUUGGUACUAUAGAGCAUUACCUUCCGCAUCGCGUAGCUAUGCAAUUCGGAUAUGAUCAAGACCUUCCGUGUUCUGUUUCUCGACCUAAUCACAAUUCUGAUAUAGCCUGGAAGCAUUACAACGAGGAAAUCAAGAAUGUAAAGUUGUAUCUUCCAUGCAGGCUCUUUGAGGCAGAUGUUAGCACAAAGUACUUGAAGUGGUGGAAGCAAUCAGUUUCAGGUCUUGAAGAAGUCGCUGUGCCACGAAAAAAGAGAACAAAGAGAACAAAGAGAGUGAAAUUGUUAGUAUCGCCUGGUUUUCCUCCCAAACGUAAAAGAAUGGAACCUGAAGAUCCUAUUGAUGAGGAUAAACUAACUGUAUCAGAGUUUUUGAAAUACUGUAAGAAGCAUGAGAACUUUGGGAUUAUAGAAGGUAGUGACAGUGGGAAAUUAUCAAGUCAAGCUCAACAUUUUGCAUCAUCUCCAAUUGCACAAGAAAGUUAUGUUAAUACCAUGAAUUCAGAUGAGAACAUUGUAAGCCUCGUCCGUGAUGAAUUUCAGAAACGUCAGUCGGAGCUUGAAGCUAGAUUUAAAAGGAUUAAAAACGUUGUUGACGAGUUAAGGGCAUAUAUAUUUUAGGAAAAGCUUAUGAAAGAAGACCUCCUAUGAGUUGGUAUGUCCGAAACCUGGUGCAGGGACAA
Messenger RNA from Prunus avium (sweet cherry), 2076 nucleotides. RefSeq names its product protein MAINTENANCE OF MERISTEMS-like. Lineage: Eukaryota; Viridiplantae; Streptophyta; Magnoliopsida; Rosales; Rosaceae. The record is from RefSeq and is a predicted model, not a curated record. Gene Ontology annotation, biological process: meristem maintenance; meristem development.